Molecule: messenger RNA, 1194 nt
Organism: Rosa rugosa (rugosa rose)
Lineage: Eukaryota; Viridiplantae; Streptophyta; Magnoliopsida; Rosales; Rosaceae
Product: exonuclease 1-like
Exons: 5
Coding region: 1-1194 (397 amino acids)
Molecular function (GO): 5'-flap endonuclease activity
Source: RefSeq, a predicted model, not a curated record
AUGGGGAUAGGAAAGGGAAGCGAAUUGUUGGAUGACUUUGGAGACAACGCAGUAAUAAAAGGCAUGCGCCUUGACAGACUGGGCAGUGAGGGUAUUGUGAGAGUAGGGGUUGAUGCCACUCCUGGCUUGCAUGCAAAACUUUUCAUGGAGUAUUGCGGUAAGAGGAUUGAUGUACUAAAGCGGAAUGGACUUAUACCGACUAUGGUCUUUGAUGGAAAUGCUACACCAUUAAAGACCCAAAUAAAGGAGCUGAGAAAAGCGAUAAGUGAUGAAAACAAGAAGAAUAACAACAACAAUGCGAAUGAGAUACGGGAUCCUGGUAGUGAUAUCAGUGACAGUGAUAAUGAUGCUAAUGUCAACAGUGAUAGCGAGCCCGUACACAAUAAGUCACCCUACAAGUGGCCAAAACAUAGAUACAUUCCUGAAAGAUCCAAAGUAGUCGAGUGGUUGACUGACGAGAAGGAAGUAAAGUUCUUUGUGGCUCCUUAUGAAGCCGAUGCCCAAUUGACACACUUGGCAAGCAAGAAAAUAAUAGAUGCCGUCAUCACCAAUGAUUCAGACCUUAUAGCAUUUGGAUGUAAAAAAAUUAUCUUUAACAUGGAUGUUGAAGAAGAGACAUGUGAUUAUUACUCAUUUGAUCGUUUAAAAGAAGUGAACGAUGACUACAAAGAUUUUUCGCAAAAGAAGCUUCUAGAAAUGGCAAUAAUGAUAGGCUGCGAUUAUUUACCAAAUUUGGCGGGCAUAGGCAUUAGUAAAGCUUACAAGGAGAUAAUGGAGCAGGAAAAUUAUAAGAAUGUAAUUGCCUGGUCGAAGAGAGAGCUUGUGCUUAAAACUGGGGUCCGGAAUACACAAGAUACAACUUUUAGGCCGGCGAUCCUACAAAAUUUCCAAAUGGCAAUUUUGGCAUUCACAUAUCAACAAGUUUAUAAUCCCGAAUCUAGAACCUGUGAACGCUUAUCUCAUAUAAGAUAUAAUAAGCUACAAGAUGAAGUGGUGGGACGAAUAAUAGAGUUUUUAGGACCGCGUUUGAAGGACGAAUCUGUUCAUAAUAUUGCAAUAGGUAAUAGACCUUCGGAGUUGAUCGAGAAAUUUGAUGUAGAUCAAAGGCCCGAAGCAUAUCCGGGAGAGUCAGUUAAGCAUGGGCUGAAUACUUUGGAAAGAUUUUUUGGUAGUAAGAAAAGCCGAAAAGAAUAA